UAUGAAUCUUUUUCUCGGCUUUUUUAGUGAAAAUUCGCUCAAUUAUAGACAUAUUCGAGCCAAUCAAGACGCAGCGCAAAAUUGUCAGCCAAUCCAAAGUUGUUCGCGACAACCUCUGGAGGGAACACGAUGUCGGACACGGCGGCAAACAGUUCGUGGGAGGUGCUCAGCCAAGGCGCGGAAGCGAUUGUGUACGCUACGGACUUUGUUGGCCGACCAUGCGUGAUCAAGGAACGUGUCAUCAAGACGUACCGCCUACGCCAACUCGACAAGAAGCUCAGUCACCGACGUCUCGUCCAGGAAGCUCGAUGCAAUUUCAAGUGUCGCAAGUCUGGAGUUGAUACGCCGUGUAUUUUCUUGAUUGACGAGGCCAAGGGUCGGCUAUAUAUGGAGCGGAUCCACGGGCUCAGUAUCAAGCAGUUUCUCUUUGAUACGUACGACGAAUCGUCCGGAACGUACUCCGCCGUGGCACUGGAGGUGUGCUACCAGAUUGGCGUUGCAAUUGCUCGCAUGCACGACGCAGACAUCGUUCACGGUGACUUGACCACGUCAAAUCUAAUGAAGAAAGCCGACACGACUUCCAUUACUGUGAUUGACUUUGGUCUGGCCAACUCACAACCGUUGCCUGAAGACAAGGCUGUGGACUUGUACGUCAUGGAGCGAGCUUUCCAGAGCACCCACGUGCACUCCGAACCGUUGGUGGCGGAAAUAUUGCGCGCCUACAAAGCCAAGUCGCGUCGUUCGGAUGCCAUUUUUCACAAGUUGUACCAAGUGCGGUCGCGUGGCCGCAAGCGCACCAUGGUCGGGUAGACGCAUUCGUGACUGAGCAAUGCCAAUUUGCCCAUUUUCAAAUUCGACGCACGCUAAACUCUAAUUGUUACUAGUACUACUAACUUGAGUACUAGCAGCAAGGUAUGCUGAGACGUGGGGUGGGCAAGGCGGCCGCAUAAGUUCGAUCAUGAAUCAAUGAGACCGGGAUUUGAACCCACCG
Molecule: messenger RNA, 991 nt
Organism: Aphanomyces invadans
Lineage: Eukaryota; Oomycota; Saprolegniomycetes; Saprolegniales; Verrucalvaceae
Product: BUD32 protein kinase
Exons: 4
Coding region: 130-810 (226 amino acids)
Biological process (GO): protein phosphorylation
Cellular component (GO): EKC/KEOPS complex; nucleus; cytosol
Molecular function (GO): protein serine/threonine kinase activity; ATP binding
Source: RefSeq, a predicted model, not a curated record